UGCAAUCCGGAGCGCUGCGAAUGAAAGGGUUCGUGCCACCUACUAAACGGCCAAGGUCAGCGGGAUUAGAUUGUGGUAUCCUCAUGGAAGGCUCUGUAGGAAUGAAUUCUUCACCAAGGCAGAAGUUUCGGAAGGGAGACCGGACGCGUAGAAUGUGGACGCCGCGUGAGGAAGAGAUCCUGGCAGCGACACUCCUUGAACUCGUUGCUAGGGGGUGGAAAUCAGAUAAUGGUUUUCGUGCAGGAUACCUCACUAAGAUCGAGGAUAGUAUUCGUGCAGAAUUUCCAGACUCUGAUAUUCGAGGGAACCCUCACGUGAAUUCGAAAAUAUCUGUGUGGAAGAAAAGUUAUGGUUCUUUGCGAAACAUUCUAGGUCGAACAGGUAUUGGAUUCAAUAGUGACGGGAAGCACAAGAUUGAGUGUGAUGAUGAGCAAUGGGAACAAAUCGUUCAGGCUGAUAAAGAAGCAAAGUUUAUGCGCCCAAAGUCAUGGUCGUUGUGGGAUACAUGGAAGAGUAUUUUUGGCAAUGAUCGUGCCGGAGGCGGUGGGGCGGAGCAACUAGACGGAGCGGCUGCUGGAGCGCGUUCCCAACAGUCUGGGAGUAGUCAAUCCAACGACAAUCACUACUAUCCUUCAUUCGAUGAUUUCUCCCCGGGUGCAAGUGUUCCUCUAAAUGAUAUUCCUGAUGUUAAUGACCACGUUUCAGGACAGAGUGAGCAGGGGACAUCAGCCAACAAACCUAGCAGCCUCAAAGGAAAAAACGACUCCGGUGACACUGCCAUGAUGGAGUUUCUUGCAAAUCUACACUCACAGACCAAUGCAAGGCUGGAGGUCAUCUCGUCAAGGAUCGGAUAUGAGUUUGACCUGGCCAAGGCUAGAGAUGAUGUGUUUGAGAAGCUAUGUAUUGUGGAUGGCAUGACUCUAGCGCAGCGAUAUCAGUUAUGCAACAUCUUGGGUGACAAGCCUCAGCGGCUCCAUAUAUUUACUGGUAUGCCGGAAGCUGCUAGACUUGGGUACGUGUUGAUGCUUAUCGAUGAAAAUCGCAGGGGGGUCUGAAUGAUCGUUUUAUAGUUGGUAUGGCUGUUAUUUUUGCCUUCUUUUAGUAUGUGUAAGCUAGUAUCUAAAUUGUCAGACCGAUCUUUUAUUUUUGGAAGACUAGUUAUGUAUGUGGGACGUGUAUGAUGAGCUGCAACUCUGAAGUCUUCUUUCGGUUUAUUGGUGACAAAUUCUGUUAAUGAAUGCU
Messenger RNA from Salvia splendens (bonfire salvia), 1242 nucleotides. RefSeq lists its product as uncharacterized. NCBI's taxonomy places the organism in Eukaryota, Viridiplantae, Streptophyta, Magnoliopsida, Lamiales, Lamiaceae. The record is from RefSeq and is a predicted model, not a curated record. The transcript has 4 exons. The coding region runs from base 21 to 1055 and encodes 344 amino acids.